Messenger RNA from Cetraspora pellucida, 859 nucleotides. Lineage: Eukaryota; Fungi; Glomeromycota; Glomeromycetes; Diversisporales; Gigasporaceae. The record is from the annotation of a GenBank genome assembly.
AUGACUGUUCAAGAAUAUGCUUCAAGAUUUCAGAACAUACUUGGACAGAUAGAUGAAAUGCAUGAAGCCAAUAAGGUCAUGUAUUUAAUGAAAGGGUUAAAGAGAGCGACAAAAGCAGAAGUAAAUUACCGUGCACCUGAAAAUUUGGAUGACGCUUAUCCUGGAAAAGAUUCAAGGACGUUGGUGCAAAAUAAUUGGAAAUAUAGUAAACCUGGCGGCAGUUACUCAUCACAAAGCAAAGGUCAAGCUCCUACCCUAAUGGAAUUAGAUAGAGUGGAGUCAGAAAAUCUCGUAAAAUUUAGACCUAUUAAGGAAAAAAAUAAAGGAAGUCAUGUGGCAAAAGAAUGCCAAAGUAAAGCCCAAACAUAUAAUGAAAUCAAUAAGAUUGAAAAUGCUGAGCCAAAAGUAGCUGAAACAACAAAUGUAGAGAAAAAUGAAGAACAUGAAAGGCCGAAUAGAGAAAGUCUUUUAAAGGUGGAGGGGGAGAUACAAGGGAAAAAAGCCCUUAUUUUGAUCGAUUCUGGAGUAUUCAAGGAUUUUAUAAACCUAAAUUUUGUAGAAAAAUCACAAUUAGAAAUGGAUGAGAAAGAAGUUGAUACUACAACAGUGGAAUUAGCAGAUGGAUCACUGUGCAAGUCACGAGGAAACAUGACAGAUGUUGCUGUUGAAUUUCAAGGGUAUAAGGAAAAAAGAAAGACUAUGGAAGUCAUACCCUUGCAGAAGUAUGACAUGAUUCUCGGUAAACCAUGGCUUUACGAUCGUAAUCCUCACAUUGACUGGAGAUAUAAUAAAAUGAAAAUAAAAAGAAGGCAAUGUACUUUCAUAAUUAAGGCUAGUGAACAAAAUGACACAAAAGCAU